UUUUCUUCACCGAUCAUGCUUUCUGAAUCUUUUAAUUGCCAUGCAGUUUCCUUGGGGUUGCCUCUUGUUCUUAAUUUGAAUGGUGAGUUACAGCUGAUGAUCAUCUGCUUCUUGCAUGUGAGCCGUGGCCUGGCUGCACAGCAAGGCAGAAAGCAGGCAGGUCUGGGACCCAGUGCCUUAUCCAGAGGCACAAACGGACACGGGGUCCCUUUCUCAAUUCCAUCCCUUGUCCAAGUGAACUCCGCGAAAACACCAGCCAGCCCACCUGGGUCCAUGGUCCCCAAAGUGAAGGAAAAAAUUCUGAAAUGCAGAAAGGCUUAUUUGCAGCCACAAAUGGGAAUCUGGAAUAACUAUGAAAAACACACUGAAAUAAUUGUGUUUGACUGGAACAAAAUUCUUGCAAAGUCCCCAAGGAUGAGAUUCUGUGCCAAAUCAAUGCUUCUAUCUGACUGGCUUUUUCUGGUCUAUGUGUUAAUGGUCUGCUGUAAAUUGUUGUCCGCCUCUAGCCACCAUCCCCGGGGACAUACAGGCCAGCACCAAGUUAAGCAAGGGACAUGCGAAGUUGUGGCAGUGCAUCGUUGCUGCAAUAAGAACCGGAUUGAGGAACGAUCGCAAACAGUCAAGUGCUCCUGCUUCCCAGGGCAGGUGGCUGGUACAACAAGGGCUCAGCCCUCAUGUGUGGAAGCUUCUAUUGUUCUACAGAAGUGGUGGUGUCAUAUGAACCCCUGUUUGGAUGGAGAGGACUGUAAAGUACUACCAGACUAUUCAGGUUGGUCUUGCAGCAGUGGAAAUAAAGUCAAAACCACAAAGGUAACACGGUAGCAAAGAAUAAACCUGUGGGUCACUACCAGCACAAUGGCACAUGCAGCUGUGUUGCUUGGCUGUCAGACAGACCCGUUUUUGUGAUGAUGCUAUUGACUUAAUUCUUUGAACUUA
Molecule: messenger RNA, 936 nt
Organism: Cygnus olor (mute swan)
Lineage: Eukaryota; Metazoa; Chordata; Aves; Anseriformes; Anatidae
Gene: TAFA4
Product: TAFA chemokine like family member 4
Exons: 6
Coding region: 16-822 (268 amino acids)
Molecular function (GO): receptor ligand activity
Source: RefSeq, a predicted model, not a curated record